GUGAGUUCUUGUUGUACUUGUCAUUAUGCUUAUUGGGCUUUGUGGAGGAAUCUGCGCUGGGAAGUCGUCGAUAGCUUCGUACCUCAUCGAGGAGCAUGGCUUCAAGCGUCUCCGUCUAGCUCGCAUUGCUGCCACACCCGCUGUCGAGAAAUCAGCGUCUGAUGCCCAUGUACCCUCACCAUUGGCCUCCUCCUUUUACGAACACACCUUCGCCAAUGUCGAUGCUUUGCUUGAAUUCGUCACCUUGAGAUGGAGAGAGCGAUGGGUAACAACGGACAUCUGGGAUGACAAGGUGGUUGAUGCACUCCUUCGACGACCGUUCUUCCUUUUCGUCAGCGUCGAUGCACCUGUUAGCGUGCGAUGGCAGCGCUUCAAGGACCGUUGUGCCGUCAACAAGCUCACACCGCCUACACUGGAAGACUUCGUCCUGCGCAAUGAUGCCCACCUGUUCGCGCAACGCACCGGUCUCAGCGCUCUCUUCCAGCGAGCACAACUCAAGUUGCUGAACUCUACUGCAUCCAUUGCCUCGUUACGAGAUGCCGUUCGUUCACUGAACCUCACGGACGAGGCACGAUUGCGGCCUAGCUGGGAUCAGUAUUUCAUGCAACUCGCGGACCUUGCAGCCCUGCGAAGUAACUGCAUGAAGCGGCGAGUGGGCUGCGUUAUUGUCAGGGAGAAGAGAGUCAUCAGCACUGGGUACAACGGCACGCCAAGGGGCAUGACGAACUGCAACGAGGGUGGCUGUCCCCGAUGCAACAAUGCAGCCAAAGGUGGCGUAGGCCUAUCCACAUGCUUGUGCCUCCACGCCGAGGAAAACGCUCUCCUCGAAGCCGGACGAGAUCGCAUUGGCGAAACAGCUAUCCUAUACUGCAACACCUGCCCAUGCUUGACGUGCAGUGUCAAGAUUACGCAAGUCGGUAUCAGCGAAGUCGUGUACAACCAAGGCUACCUUGUGGAUGACCAGACGGCUCGGAUCUUUGCUGAGAGCGGCGUGCGACUGCGACAAUUCUCUCCACCUGCAGACGGCCUUGUUGACCUUUCCCUCGACAUCACUCCUUUACAGCAGCACAACGGCCAGGCUGGUCAUCUCCAAGAGCAGGGCGAAGACAUCCGCGAAGUUCUGGACAGUGAGUACUUCGUGAGGCCGCUGUAAUGGCGAGAUUUGGCUCUAUUUCAAUGCCCACGCCUCAUUUUCAUCGACUGUGCGAGGCACGUUUUCAGCUUGCGUCC
Molecule: messenger RNA, 1230 nt
Organism: Macroventuria anomochaeta
Lineage: Eukaryota; Fungi; Ascomycota; Dothideomycetes; Pleosporales; Didymellaceae
Exons: 3
Coding region: 26-1153 (375 amino acids)
Molecular function (GO): zinc ion binding; hydrolase activity
Source: RefSeq, a predicted model, not a curated record